AUGAGGCAAACCAUCUCAUUCCAAGAAUACCAAACCAUGCAGAAGAUUGAAGAAGCGGAGUCGAAGUUGAAGAAGAGAUUAGGAUUGCUCACCAGCUCCAGCGCCAACCAGGAAAUCGACACCACACACUUCUACCAGUCAAUCAAGUUUGACCUGAGCCGAAGCCGCCACAAGAUUGAGGCCACGUGCAAAGACGCUCUGUCCUCCAGCACCAUGAAUGUGAUUCAGAGAUCCUGA
Messenger RNA from Parastagonospora nodorum SN15, 237 nucleotides. RefSeq lists its product as hypothetical. Bases 1 to 237 code for a protein of 78 amino acids. The transcript has 3 exons. NCBI's taxonomy places the organism in Eukaryota, Fungi, Ascomycota, Dothideomycetes, Pleosporales, Phaeosphaeriaceae. The record is from RefSeq and is a predicted model, not a curated record.